Molecule: messenger RNA, 1356 nt
Organism: Durusdinium trenchii
Lineage: Eukaryota; Dinophyceae; Suessiales; Symbiodiniaceae
Source: the annotation of a GenBank genome assembly
AUGUCAGUGAAGGCGCUAUUGUCACGAGCCCGUGGAGAAUCUUCAAGAACUACAUGCAACUUGGCGGUGGCAGUUUGCGGCCCGGACUGGGUGUCUACGUUUGUGGAGAUCUACAGCACGGAUUUCACGUCAGAUCCUGGUGGCGUCAACCGCCUUUUGCGCUCUUUGCGAGUGGUUCGCACUGUUCGCCUCCUUCGACUCGUCAAGCUCAAGCGGAUAUUGGCGACGAUCAAGGACCGAAUUACAUCUGAGGCCGUGUUCAUCCUGCUCAACAUUUGCAAAUUGAUUCUUUUGCUCCUCCUCGUGAAUCACUUCAUCGCUGCAACCUGGUACCUGGUGGGCACAGUCUUUGAAGAAACCCAUAACUGGGUGGACGAAUACAAGAUGCGAAAAGACCAAGCAGGCCUUGGCUAUCGUUACAGCACAAGUUUGCAUUGGUCUCUCACACAGUUCACUCCGGCCUCUAUGGAUGUGCACCCUCAAAAUGUUUGGGAGCGCUACUUCGCCAUCAUGGUCUUGAUUGCGGGCCUGGUUCUGUUCUCCUCAUUCAUCAGCUCCAUCACUGGGUCAAUGUCGCAGCUGCGCAACAUGAAAGCCGACAAGUCCAAGCAGUUUUGGCUGCUUCGCCGGUACUUGAAGCAGCAGAAGGUGCCAAGGGACCUGUGCUUCAGAGUGACGCGCUACAUUGAGUAUGCGUUGAAGACAGUGGACGAGCGCGUUCCAGAAGAGAGAAUUACAAUCUUGACCAGCUUGACAGACCAGCUGAGGAACGAGCUCAAGUUCUUCACGCAUUUCAGGUGCCUCGUGGCUCAUCCCAUGUUUUGCUACAUCCGAAAAAUGAGCGAGGCUAUUUUGAAUCGCAUGAGCGGACGGGUGCUUCACACCAAAGAGCUGGCAGCGGCAGAUCCUCUUUUCAGCCUGGUGGACGCCGCAUCGGAGAUGUUCUUCAUUCAACAGGGCAACAUCCACUAUGGCCUUGUUCCAGAUCGUUCCAGGAAUGAAUUUUCUUCAGAUUGGGAGACCGCUUCGGUUGAUUCACUUCAUUCCUUCCAUUCCAUUCCUAUCACAGACGCAUCCACCGUUUUGGAGCAGGACGACUACCUGUGUGAAGUUGCUAUUUGGUGCAACUGGGCCCAUGUGGGCGUGGCACAGGCAAUGGAUGAAACGACCGUGAUUGGCAUUGACGUGAAGAGCUUCUGCGAUUUGACCCUCGAGGAUGCAGACCUUUCCGAGAUUGCAACCCUCUAUUCACGAAGGUUCGUUGAAAAGAUGAGUGAAGAUCCCACAUGGGUCGAGGUGAGCCAUGAGGACGCCAAGAGGCUCACGAGCCAAUUCUUUUUGGGACGAGAGCCGUGA